GCCCUGGAGGCUGGAUCCAUCAUCAACUUUUACACUGGCAAGCAUUUAUGUAUCACCUUAAAAUUCGAUCGCGCCAUUGGCGUCAAACCGUCUGAUUAGAAAACGAUAGUCGCUGGAAAAAUGGGAGAGCCGAGGCGCCUAGAUGAUUUUCCAUCUUCGCCGCCGUCGUGCUUUUCUCGCUUUUGCACCGCCGCUCGCCGCUCCAAGGAUCUAGCUCCUCCGUCCGCCGACUCCCUCCGGACGGGCGAUGGACUCGUCCGCCGUCUCAACCUGUUCGAUCUCCUCCUUAUCGGCAUUGGGGCCUCUAUUGGAGCCGGAAUCUUCGUCGUCACCGGUACAGUCGCCCACGAAGCUGGUCCGGGAGUCACAAUCAGUUUCGUGAUUGCAGGAAUCUCCUGUGUUCUCAAUGCAUUUUGUUAUGCUGAGCUAGCCUCACGGUUUCCUGCAGUUGUUGGUGGAGCUUAUUUAUAUACAUAUACAGCUUUUAAUGAGCUUACAGCUUUUCUAGUUUUUACACAGUUGAUGCUUGACUAUCACAUUGGUGCGGCUAGCAUAGCACGCAGUUUAGCGAGCUAUACAAUUAAUGCACUAGAGCUUAUUUCUGUCUUCAAGGAUAACAUCCCAAGCUGGGUUGGGCAUGGCACCCAAGUGUAUCUUGGAGUGUUUUCUUUUAACCUAUUAGCUCCAUUUCUACUCAUUAUCUUGACAGCAGUCUUAUGUCGGGGCGUUGGAGAAUCCUCUAUAUUCAACGCUGUGGUGACUGUGACAAAGAUAGUCAUCGUUAUUGUUGUUAUCAUUGCGGGGGCAUUUAAGGUUGAUGCUUCAAAUUGGACCCCUUUUGCUCCACAUGGUUUCAAAGCAAUAUUGACUGGGGCCACUGUGGUAUUCUUUGCAUAUAUUGGAUUUGAUGCCGUUGCUAAUUCUGCAGAAGAAUCUAAGAGACCUCAGAGAGACCUACCCUUAGGCAUAAUCGGGAGUCUGUUGGUCUGUAUAGCAUUAUACAUUGGUGUGUGCUUAGUGAUCACUGGAAUGGUUCCAUAUCAAUUGCUUGGAGAAGAAGCUCCAUUAGCACAUGCUUUCAAGUCCAAGGGCUUGACAUUUGUGUCAGUGUUAAUCAGCAUCGGUGCUAUUGCUGGACUCACCACUACUCUUCUGGUCGGACUUUAUGUUCAGUCGAGACUGUAUCUUGGCCUAGGAAGGGAUGGUUUAUUGCCUGCAGUAUUUGCUCGUGUACAUCUGACUCGGCAUACUCCUGUUUAUUCUCAAGUCUGGGUUGGGAUUAUCGCCCUCAUCUUGGCUGGCAUCUUCAAUGUCCACUUGCUCUCACACAUUCUUUCAGUCGGCACCUUGACAGGUUAUUCUGUUGUUGCAGCUUGUGCUGUAACCCUCCGAUGGAAGGCUAAGAAUGGGAAUAAGGUCUCUACCAGAUCCAUUUCCCUGAGAGGAGAAGGUGUCAUCUGCCUGGUUUUAGUUGCCUGUUGUGGGUUUGCUGCUGGAGCCCUUUACCGUUUUGGGGCUUCUUUUAUUUUCCUGAUUGCAUCUGCUGCCAUUGCGAUGCUUGCAGCCGUUGCUCUUCAUUUCCGACAUGUUUAUGAUGAUCCGCCUGGGUUUUCUUGUCCUGGAGUUCCAAUCCUACCAGCUCUCUGCAUCUUCUUCAAUAUCUUUCUUUUUGCCCAGCUGCACUACGAGGCCUGGAUGAGAUUCGUUGUCCUCAGCAUUAUUGCCACUGGCAUUUAUGCCCUUUAUGGGCAAUAUCAUGCCAAUUCAGGCACAUCACCACCCAUUCACCAAAGGGAACCAGCAGAUGGUCAGGCUUAACACGUUUCCCUGCUCGAAAAAAUUCAAAUGGUUAUUCUCCGUUUGAUCAUUGCGUGCGAAGAUCGUUGUUCAUAUCAUAGUUUAGAUGCAGUGAGUAAAAUCAACCCUUAAAUUGCCAUAUACAACACCAUAAGGUGCGCCUUAAACUGAUGAUGUUUCUCUUAUAGUGUACAACAACCUAGUAUAAUCCCAACCGCUUGAGUGUCGUGCGGUCUUACACAUGUAUAAAGUAAGAGGUUGUUUUCGACUUUUUCGUAGCAUUUACUUCCCAAAACUUCAUAGAGAGCAAGAAACAAGGGAAACUUCAUAUGCAGUUUUCAUGUGCAUGAAACUACUCCGUAUAAUAUUGCUAUCAAUGACUGUUG
Cuscuta campestris is the source of this 2183-nucleotide messenger RNA. Lineage: Eukaryota; Viridiplantae; Streptophyta; Magnoliopsida; Solanales; Convolvulaceae. The record is from the annotation of a GenBank genome assembly.